Molecule: messenger RNA, 4947 nt
Organism: Phyllotreta striolata
Lineage: Eukaryota; Metazoa; Arthropoda; Insecta; Coleoptera; Chrysomelidae
Source: the annotation of a GenBank genome assembly
AUGGCUAUAAAUGGUAAAGCAAAUGCCGAAACACAACUACAAGUGGCUGUUGGAACGUUACUUCAGGCGGUAACUGAUAAGAGCCCUUCGGUGAUAGAAUCUUUAAAAUGCUCUUUAAAGAAGUUAUCCGAGAAGCAUCCGAAUCAAGUGUUGAACUCGAGUUGCAAUUUUCUAACCAAAACUCCCAAACCUCCUCCGGAGCACAUGUCUUCAAUACUAGCUAUUAUGGAAACCGUGUGCUCCGAUCACAUCUUAAAAAUAAAUGGCGAUACGAUCAUAUCAACUAUAGAAGUAAGCUUGGGUAUUAUGACGUAUCAGAUUAAUUCUGAACCACUGGUACAGAUGCCUGCUUGUGGAAUCUUAGUUGCUUUGGGAAGGGAACAUUACGUACAAGUAAUGGAUUCUUUAUUAGAAAAAUUGAAGCCUGGUGUGAUUCCUCACCACAUGGUACCUCACACUUUGGGAGCAUUAGCUAGUGCAAAUGUUAGAGGAGUAGUACCAUAUUUGAAAGAUAUUUUGAAUGUCAUUCUUCCUCUGUUGGGAGGUUUGAGAACUGAAGUGCUGAAGCAAUCAUUUUCUUUCGCUUUAGGAAAUUUCUGUGAGGCUCUUACGGAGUACAUUUCGAAUACCGAAAAAACGAUAGAUCCUACGUUAACUAUUGAAAAUUUCAACGUUGAAAUCGGAAUGGCUUACGAUGUCAUAUUCACGAAUUGGAUACAUUCAAAGGAUCCCAAAACUGUCGAAUGUGUUUUGGAAGCCAUAACAUCAAUAUUUCCACUACUGACUGUUGAAAGGGUCACCCAGCAAAUCCCCAAAGUCAUACAAGUUCUACUGAAUUUGUAUCGAAGGAACAUCAACCCUUAUAAUAUUACCAAAUGUUUGGGUUCUGUUAUCCAAAAAUCCACUACAGUGAACGGAAUGCUAUUAGAACCAGCAUUAUCCAACGUUUUAAACACAUUGUUCGACUUAGUGUGUAUAUCUCCGGAUUACGCUCAGCCAGGAUUAUUAAAGAGCCACUCUGAAGUAUUGAGAUGCUACGAGAGCUUCGCUCUUUAUUUCACCGAUCACACAUUAGACCAACUAUUAUCUUCUUUGAGAAACAACAACGACAAGGAGAAAGUAAAAGCUUUGAUAGUUUUAACCCAUUUAAUUUCUUACUCGGGAGAUCAGAGUAUAAAGAGAAGAUACAAGGAUAUCGUUAAAUGUGUUAAUGACGUUUUAAAUGAGAGUAAUUUGAAAGUAAAGAAAGCUGUAGUUAAAAUUAUCGUCGCUUUGUGCCUUAAAAGGGUCCUUAUGGAUAAAGAUAUUAAUCCGGACGGGCCUGAAAAGUAUAUCGAAUUUGUUCUAAAAAUGUGCUGCAAGCAAGUGCUGCCGAAAAAUUCCAUAAUCGAUCCACAAGAGUUGGAGAAUAUUCAAAAAUCCACCGACAACACCCUCUACAUGCUCGGCACUUCGGUUCCGGAACUCGAAACGGUUCUAUGGAAUUUGCUGUUAAAAAACUUCCUAAUCACGACCUACGACGACGCCGUCGUCGUCAUAAUGAGGUGCCUGACGCAUUUGGCUUCGAAGAAGGAGAAGCCCGAAUGCUGCGACACCGCUUUCAUUCGAUGUUUGGCUCUGCUGGCCGAUCCCCUGCCCAAUUUCAGGGGCUGCUACAUACUGAAUUUCUUGAAGCACAUCAAACCGUGCGCCAUCGAUUCGUACAAAGCGGUUUGGGACGUUAAGAUACCGCAGUUGCUGAAAUACCUGGAGCAGAAUUUCGAGAACAUAAACUUCCCCGAAUGGCACGAUUUGAUUUUCGAUUUCCUGAACUUGCUGCUCGAAACUACCAAUAAUGAAAGCUUCAAUGAAAUAGUAGUUUCGAACGCGAAGAAACAGAUGGAUGUUUACAAUAGUAUUAGGUUUGUGGGUUCCCAAAAUGAUAAUUACAUAAUUAAGCAAUCGGAGAAGCACUUUCUUUUAAAGUGCAUGGCUAUAGCGCUGUGUUAUUUGAAAGACCAAGAAGCUGUAAUGCAAACGUUAGAUAGUAUUUUGGGUAGUAUCAGAUUAACCGAUUAUGUGGAAUCGCAAACUUGUGCCGAAGCUGUGGGAAUCUGUUCGAGAACCCACUUGCAGUUAGUCCUGAAUAAAUUGGGGCACAUCAGAAAAGAGGUCUUGACGAAGAAGUCUUCGAAAUUUUUCACUUUUCUGAAAGAUCAGAAACACGAGAUCGGUUUAGAGAGGUUGAAGUAUACGGUACUGUAUAGUUAUGCUCAGGUUUGUAACGAAGCGCCUUCUGAUAGACUUUUAAAAGUGAUCGAAAGCGAAAUUUUGGACUAUGCGAUGCAAGAACUGGUCAAUAGUAAAGAUUUUACACUGAGAAAGGCUUGCCUGAAAACAAUCAAUGCUGUUGCCGAUGCAAUGCAUCCUAACAGAAACUCCAUGCAUAUUAGAAUGAACGAGAGGGACAAUGUUAUAAAAUUAGUAUCAUCUCAAGUUCACUUGCACAGCGGCCCCGAAUACAUAGAACUCUUUCCGUUGAUAAUUCCUACAGUAACGGCUCUCGUGAGGCUGCCUCUUCCCAUUGAAUCCGAAGACAGAAUAAACAUUUUAAAGCUGUUCUUCGAUAACGUUUACAACGCGGCCAUAAUAUACUGCAAAAUAAACCAGGACAACACCGAAAAAUAUUACGGGGAAUUGAAGCUCGUGCCGCACGUUACGAAAAGUUUUACCGAAUUAAACCAGCUGGUUAAAGAUUUGCUGUUGCAGAAUUUAUCGCCUGCUACUCUAGACGAAAUUGUGUGGUUAUUGCAACCGUGGCUAGGUAAAAAAAGACAAGAACAACGUCUUCCAGCCGCAGAAACCAUGCGUUUGGUUCUACAGACGUAUCUCGAUAACAUGAAAUUCGCCUACGAAUGUCCCACCACGUUCGGUCAAACCGGUUUUCUCCUCUCCAAAGUGAUACCGAGGUGUACCGAUCCGAAUAAAAACAUUCGAAAGGUGGCUGUCGAAUGUCUCAGCCUAAUUCUAUGCAUUGCAGCGCGUUACGAAGGUCACAUGCGAGACCACGACAAAAUCCUCUCCAAUUCCCUACAACACAUCCAACAACAGAUCGAUUCCGACGAACCUAAACUAUUGUAUAAUCUCACAUCCGAUCUAGCACACAUCAUAAGUAUUAAUUUACCGCCGUUUCAGCUUAUGCACUGCAUAGAAGGCUUGAUUGAAGCGUUGUUAGAUUGCGAAUCGUCUAGCUCUAACGGCAGCAGCGUCGUACUGAACCUGUUGCUCAAAAAUAAAGGCGGAGAGUUAGUUAGUCACGUAGCUCACAUUACUGAGGAGUUGUUGAAGAAGUUGUAUAAAAUUCAGUGCCCGAGAACUAAGUCUACCACGUACAGGGCUAUUUUGAAUUUAGCCAUGCACCAUUCGAAAAUCGUUUGUGGGAUAUUGCUGUCGCAAUCUUUGCCGUUUGAUAAUGUAAUAUCGGAAUGUUGGGGCAUCCUUUCCACAGAUCUCACGCUAGUGGCCGAUCUGAUAGACCAAUUAAAGAAGAUCAUAAAAUCGACCCCUUUGUACGACGACGAACAAAACGGAGACGUAAAAAUAGCGAAUCAGACGCCCUUGCAGGCGAUUUGCGCCCUAAACGAGCUCCUGAAAAACGCGCAAUUGAAGGAGAUUUGUCUGAACCAAUUCCCCGAGUUGUUUUCGAUCCUAUUGACCACCGUCUGUUCGUACAUGGGCACAGUGGCGCCCGUCAUCAGGAAAUCGGAUUCCAAAGAAAAGUACAAUUUCAGUUUCAACAGAGACGCUUACAAAUUGAUACCAGCCAAAGUGGCCGUGGAGACGUUUAGGCUGUUUUUAACGUGCUGCGAGUUCGAGAAGAUGGCGGCUACUUUGUUGUUUAUCAGUAGUGGUGAUUCUUUUGAAAAUAUGAAUCUUUUCCUAGAGGUUGUCCAAUGUUUGGUUGAAAACGUUUGUAUGGAACAUCCUCAAGCGCUAUCCUGGUUAGUGGCUAGUUUAGGUCCCUACAUAAGGGCGGAUUUCGAUUCUCAGAGAGUUGCUACAGUGGCAUUUUUCUCGUAUUUGUUGCAACAGAGCCACACGGAGCAAAAUGUGCUCACGGAAAAUCUGCUGGAGAUGAUUCUGGACGUGCAAGGAGAUACCAGUACUCUGGUUAGGCAAUUGGCGUUACAGGGCUUGGGAUACGCUGCGGAGAAUCUCAGCUACGAAUUGGUUUCUAGGCACUGUAAUCCCAUUCUUAGCGUUUUGAUGAAUAGUCUCGACUAUAAUAAUAUAGGCAAUGAAAGUGAUGUUAUAUUAGAAGGGAUGUUGAGUUUCUCGAAGUUGUUACUGGCUAUGGAAGGCGUUAAAUUUAGCUCAUUCCAAGUGACCGCAGCUGUGAGAAUAAAACCUUUAUUGGAUAGGGAGGACGAUAAUUUAAGAAAGGCCGCCUUUAAAUUGCUGGGCGAUUUAACGCAGUCUUUGAAUACCGAGGGAAACUUGGAGGCUUUUAAAGAACAAAUUCACGGAAAUAUUAUCACGUUAUUGCUGCACUUGAGCGAUCCUGAUAUAGGCGUUGUGAAGGCUUGUAAAUACACCUUGAGGAAAAUAGGCCCGUACUUGGAAAGUCCUCAGGUUAAUUCCAUGAUACAGGAGCAUUUAAUUGAUGAAGGAAAUUUACAUUUUACAGAUUUUAUCAAAGAUUUUAUUAAACUUAUGGCCGAGGACCUUCAAGAUCUAUUUCCUUUACUGAUAAUGACUUGUUUGUCUUAUUUUAAGAGUCAAUGGAUCGAUAUAAAGAGCAAUGCCGCGCUUAUAUCGGGUAUAUUAUAUUCUCAAUUGACAACAGAAAACAAAUCCAGAGUUUCUCUGGAUACAGUCUGUGAUAGAUUGUUGAGGUUAAUGAACGACGAAAAUGAGAACGUUAGAGUUAAGGCUGUCGAAGCAGUUUCGUAUCUGUUUAUGGAAUAA